UCUCAGCGGACGAUGAAGUUUUGCGAGCAGCUGGCCACGGUCAUCCCAAACGCCCACGUGUACUACAGAAAAGGUCUGCCGCUGAAGAGGAUCAUUCCUCAGUGCGUCUCCAGGGACUUCACCUACCUCAUAGUCGUCAACGAGGAUCGCCAAGUGCCCAAUGGUUUGGUUCUCUGUCACCUCCCUGAUGGACCGACGGCUCACUUCAAGGUCAGCAGUGUUCGGCUACGCAAGGAGAUAAAGAGACGAGGUAAAAAUCCGACCGCCCACUCUCCCGAAGUGAUCCUCAACAACUUCAGCACUCGUCUGGGACACUCGAUCGGCCGACUGUUCGCGGCUCUCUUCCCUCAGGACCCUCAGUUUGUGGGUCGACAGGUCGCCACCUUCCACAACCAGAGAGACUUCAUCUUUUUCAGAUUCCACAGGUACAUCUUCAAGAAUGAGAAGAAAGUCGGUAUCCAGGAGCUCGGGCCUCGCUUCACCCUCAAACUCCGCUCUCUACAGAAAGGCACCUUCGACUCGAAGUUCGGAGAGUACGAGUGGGUGCUGAAGCGCCAUGAGAUGGACGCCUGCAGACGCAAGUUCCAGCUUUGAAAACGCACCGACGUUCCCUGUGAGCAGAUCGGGAUUAUCCAGGAAGCUGCAGCUGUUUGUGGACUUGCACAGAUUGACUUUAUAGCAGACGACUGCUGGCAGCAGUUCAACUUGGAUGAGCUUGUGUUGCUGUCAAACUUUACCUGGAAAAGAUUUUUUAUAAAGCUACGUGCACGGUGCUUGUCUAGCUCUGGACUGAAGGUUGGAGAUGUGCCACUAGAGGAAAAAAAAGAAAACAGCAGCAACUUCAGCGGUAACUGGGACAUUUGCAGAGAGAUUCCCUGAAAACUCUGCUCUGUUCAAAGUUGUAUUGGCUACGGUCAGAGUGAGCUGCUCUGAGGGCUCUACUACAGCCAGGCUCUUUUAUUUGUAUAAACUUACUCAACAAAACCUAAAUUAACAGUCAGAUGGCGUUUAUCACCUUGUUAACCAGGUUUUCUUCAUCAGGAUCUGAUCGUCCCCCCAUAAAAGAAGGCAAAUCAUUUGGCUUCUGCACAAAACGAACCAAUCGUGUGCCUCCUACCUCAGCCGGAGGAACAGGUUGUUGUCAUGGAGAAAAUAAAUAUAUAAAACAUUAUUUGGGCUAAACAGAAAUGUUCCUGCAACUGGUGUAAGAGAGGAAUGCUGGUAGGCUAAUUGUCAAUGCAGCUCCUUAUUUCUAACCUAAAGCUGCACAUCAGAGCUCUGAAACUGUAAAUUUUAUUCAUUUAAAUGUGCAGUUAGGUCUGACACGGUCACAUAAUAAAGGAGACGUGAUAGUCACUUUCGUUUUGGCUCAAAUCUGAGUUAAAUUCAGGGUAAUUGAUUGAAUAUUCUCCGUGAUAGAUACCAGCAGACUGAUGGAGUUGUACCUACUGUAACUGCACGUCUUCGCUCAGUGGGAUUACAGCUCGGCCGAGAGUAUCGUUGAAGGGAGACGCUUAUCGCGGCCGAUUUAAACCCCAAAUACUCAACAGAAGGUAGCUGUGUGGCUUUAGUUACCAUGGUGAUGACCACCUUCAUGACACUGAAGUUGGGCUCGACGUACCUUUUUAAGCCCUCAGGUCACAAGUCUGGUGCAAACACACACCUGUUGCAUCCUGACCUGUGCGAGCGAUGACGCAGCAGCGAAUCAAGUGCAAAACUGUCUGAAAAUGAGUCUUAAAUUUCGUGCACACGGCAGCAAGAUUCUCAUCAUAUGUCACAGUUUUCUAAAUGUGCAUAUUCUUGUUUUAAUACAACCUGUAGGCAAUUUUAAAAUGUG
Molecule: messenger RNA, 1837 nt
Organism: Stegastes partitus (bicolor damselfish)
Lineage: Eukaryota; Metazoa; Chordata; Actinopteri; Pomacentridae
Gene: rpf1
Product: ribosome production factor 1 homolog
Exons: 5
Biological process (GO): maturation of LSU-rRNA; maturation of 5.8S rRNA
Cellular component (GO): preribosome, large subunit precursor; nucleolus
Molecular function (GO): rRNA primary transcript binding
Source: RefSeq, a predicted model, not a curated record